AUGACAUCUCCGAUUUCUCUGUUUGGUGUUGAAAAUUAUAGCAAUAACCACGUGCAAAAGUUUCUGUACCGGCGCAGGGAGAGCAGCGCCGCAGACAGCUCACGGAGCAGCGAGGCGCUCGCUCAUUGCCUGCCCUGCCUUACGCCCGCUGAGGGAUGCUCCGGACUGCCCGGGGCCCCGAGCAGGAAGCUGAAGCCCACCGGCGAGGCCAGCAGCCUUCGUAACGGGAGCCGACGCUUUCCGAGGGCAGCAGAAUACAGGAGAUCGCAAACCACCGCGGAUGCCUACCUACCAGUGCCCCGCUGGUCCCUAGCGUUCCGGACAGGGCGGAGGAGGGCCAGGCUCCGCCUGUGCCGGGGACCAACAAGGCAGCCCGGCUCCAGCCGGAGAAGCACCGCAGGCAGCGAGGCGGCAGCUCUACCCCGCCGCUGCCCACCCGCCUCCCCUCCGCACCCGGCGCUGCACCGGAUCGGCGGCACCAACUUACAGCGGCGGCUCCCGGGCGAGCGCGAAGGCUCGGACGGAGCAGCCACUCGCUGUACGAGCUCCUGCACCGCGCUCGGGGUGAACAAGGGGUGCGCCCGGCUGCGCAGACACCGAAACAGCUGUGCGGGAUGGGGAGAGCCGCGCGGACAGGAGGGGUCUCUGUCCUCAUGGCGUGUCCCAGUGGGUGGCGAAGACCGAACAAAGCAGCCGGUGGAAAAUCCCUCCUCGGCGCCCUGGGAGCGGCCGGGAGGGCGCGGAGGAGCGCGGGCAUCGCGGGCGCUGAACCCGUUGCCGGGCGCUGCUCCUCCCGCGGCGGCGGGGCGGUGCCGCGGAGCUACCGCGGGCCGUGCGGCCACUGCGCUCUCGGGAGGCCUUCACAGAGCUGCCGCUUCAUAGCUGCCCAGCGGAAUGCUCCCCCAGCACAAAGGGAAGCCUGGCUUUAAUUAUUUCCCAAUUAACAAAGUAUGUAAAAAACGCAUGUGUGCAAAAGGCUGAUUUCAACAAUAAACAUAUUCUAGACAUAACAACAGUGCUUACAUAAUAUCAUUGUGUGGCUCUGUACAAGAAAAACACAAGGUACCAUACUAAACAUUGCACAUAUUUCUAGUUUACUAUUUGCUAAUACCACUUAAAACAAUGAUAUUAGUCUAAAGAGGCUUUAAGGAAGAUAAGAGCAAUUACUCGCACCAGCGGGAAGCUUCUUGUUGAAUAUAAUAGUUUGGAGAAUUUGCUCGUUCUUCAUAAUGAAAUGUCACCCAAAAUUCUCCUGUUAAAAAAAAAAAAUGCCCUGCAAGCAAUUUGCUUACAUGCAGGGGGUUAUUUAUAUUUGUGUUGCUGGACUCCAGAGUCUGCCGAUAAGCACACACUUAGUGUACAGCAGGACACAUCUGUAAUUCUAGACAGCCUGCGGGCAUAUGCAAGCCUGGAGAGCAUGGCUGAACAGGGAGCAGAUGAAAGAGUAAUUUGUUUCAUAGAUUAUUUCUUUUUAUGAUAUUGUUUUAUUACAACAUGAAGUAUUGCAGGUUGCAUGGUCUAAAAAUGUUGCACAUCUGUAUGUAAUAAAGUAUGUUUCAAAGUU
This is a messenger RNA of Corvus hawaiiensis (hawaiian crow), 1564 nucleotides long. RefSeq lists its product as uncharacterized. Lineage: Eukaryota; Metazoa; Chordata; Aves; Passeriformes; Corvidae. The record is from RefSeq and is a predicted model, not a curated record. The coding region runs from base 1 to 882 and encodes 293 amino acids. The transcript is spliced from 3 exons.